CUUCCUUCAUUCUCCCCUUGCUCCUUCCCGCUUCAGCAGCUUCUUCUUCCUUCCUCCUCCCUUCUCUCUAGCCAUCGUCGAAAGCUCGCCGGCGCCGUUUUUCGUCGCAACCAUCUAGGAAAUCGCUAGGUUCUCACCUCGCCUCUCACCGAUAGCCUUCUCGCUCCCCCCGUCGAGGCUUCUCACAUUUUGCCUCGCCGUUCGGAUGAUUGCGAGAAUGAUCGGGGGAGAAAACAGCGAAAACGAAAUAGAAUCGGAGACAGAUGGAGAACAGGAAGAACCGGAGGAGGUAUACCAUUGUCAAGACGCGGAGUUCAGCGAUUUUGAGAAGGACAAAGCUGAACACUGCUUUGGUGUGAAUCAAACUUGGGCUCUAUACGCGAACCAGGAUUGUAUGCCGAGAUUCUAUGCUCGCGUCACGAAACUGCUUUCUCCGGGGUUCAAGCUCGAGAUAACAUGGCUUGAGCCUUGUCCAAAUAAGAAAGCGGAGCAAGAUUGGGUUGAUGGAGAUUUGCCUAUCUCGUGUGGUAGAUUCGAGUUGGGGGACACUGAAGAAGUCGUGGAUGCUCAGAUAUUUUCGCAUCAAGUGGAUUGUAGAAGGGGAAAGUGCAAGGGCACUUAUGUAGUCUACCCAAAGAAAGGGGAGACUUGGGCUCUGUUCAGGGAUUGGGAUAUGAAAUGGGGAUGUGAACCAGAAAGACAUAGGCCACCAUACAAGUAUGUUCUCGUUGCAAUCGUAUCGGAUUUUAGGGAAGGAGUUGGUGUUAAGGUUGCUUGUCUGAGGAAAGUGAAAGGUUUUGUUUCCAUCUUUCAUCAAUUGGGUGAUAGUAAGGUUAAUAGCUCAUUUUGCAUACCUUCAGAUGAAAUGUACAGAUUUUCGCAUCAGAUUCCUUCCUGCAGAAUGACUGGGCUGGAAAGACAUGGUGUUCCUGUCGGGUCUUUUGAUCUUGAUCCUGCUUCACUACCUAGAUGCAUUUUCGAGGUUGAUGGACAGGAAGAAGAGAAGGUUCUGGGUUAUAAACCGGAACCUGCGAGGGCAUCUGGGGAUCUCUUUCGGCCAAGCAAGAGUGAGAGUGAGACUGAAAAGCGGAGGAUUGUAUGUGGAUUGGCAGCAGUAGUACCAUUUAUCAAUGGAUCGAGUUCAUCAUUCCAGAUGAGGCAAAACAUUGGUUCUCGUAAGAAACGUUGCAGUACUACAUUCAGGGAUGAGAUUGAGCCAAGUAGAGCACCACCCAGGGAUAUGAGCAAGAGAAGUGCUAAGGUAGCUGCAGGCACGGGUGUUGACAUUGAGAUUGCUGAGAAGCUUAUGACUGCUAGUGAAGGAGAGAACCAAGCCCAAACAAAUAGUUCCUCGAGUGAUUCUGUUAAGCCAAAGCAUUUGUUUGCCACGAUUGAAAGUUCCGCUGGUCACAUAGCAUUUGCAGGCAUGGGUGUUGACAUUAAGAUUUCUGAGAAGCUUAUGGCUGCUAGUAAAGAUGUGAACCAAGCCCAAACAAGUAGUUCCUCGAGUGAUUCUGGUAAGCCAAAUCAUUUGCAUGCCACGAUUGAAAGUUCUGCUGGUCACACAGCAUCUGAAAUUUCUCCAAAGCGAAAAGUCAUCCAUGAGGAGGAAAUUAAUUCUAAGAAACAAAGAUCUGAUGAUGAAGUUCACUUGGGUCAUGAUAAUCGUGUUAGUAAUCAGAUGUGGGGUCUUAAAGAGGAGCUGCGUUUUAAGGAGGCAGAGUUAGCUAUGCUGGGUGAAAGAAUUAAGGAUUAUAAGACGGAGCUAGAAAGAACCCAACUCUCCCUUCAGGGAAGACAAGUAGAGCUUGCUGAAAAAGAACGUUGUCUGCAUUCCGUUGAGGAGUUGAUUACAGAAACCAACCUAAAACUUGAGGACAGAGAGAAUCAGUACAAGGCAGUAAGAAGGUCUGUUGCUCAGAUUUCGGUGGAGCUCCGCUCUAAUGAGAAGCAUCUUGAGUCCCUUGAGCGGUCUAUUCGUGAUUCCAUGGCAAAAGAGAAGGCACUCUAUUAUGUCAAUGAUGAAAUGAAGGAGUGCUGUCAAAUUCUUACCUUCAAAGAGAGGGAAUUGAAAGAUAUACGAAAGACCAUUGAAGCUAAAAACAAAGUUCUUGAUGUGAAAUGGAAGCUACUAAAGGAAAUCAAAUCGAAGAUUGCACUUACCACUGAAGAGCUCAAAUCAAAGGAAGAACAUUUGAAACAUGUCGAAGAUUCAACGGUAAAGCUGGAGCGGAAACUGAAACAAUAUCAAGCGUUUGGAACAGAUCUACUUUUGGAUGCAGGUAAUGCUAGAGAUCUGCAGUUGCUCCUGGGUGAGCAUAUACGGAAGAAUGAUAUACUCCAAAGUAAAAUAUCUUCUGUGAUUCAAAACUCAAUUGAGCCUGCAAAGUUGGUAUUACAAGCAAUGAAUGGCUUCCAUCCUCCGGCUUCGCAGAACAGAGAUGUGGACUAUGAUUUAUCUGUCACAAGGAGAAGCUGCAUUACUCUGCUGGAACACUUGCUGGAAAUCAGACCAUGGAUUACAGAUGAUGUGAGAGGAGAGGCAAUGAAGCUAGCUAAGGAAUGGAAGGCAAGAAUGAUGAUGAAGCCAGCAACUUCACUGGAGAUCCUGGGCCUGUUGCAGCUCAUAUCUGCUUUCGGUUUGGCCUCUGAUUUUGGUGUUGGCGAAGUUAGACAGCUUGUAAGUAGUGGCCGUCCUCAACAAGGGAACGGAAGUGAAACAUGGCGAUCUCUUGGGAUUAUGGAUGACUUAGCUUUGCUGCAGGCGCAUUCAUAGUGGAGUGAUUUUGGAGAUGGUAACAACCACACUGCCCCAACUUGAGUUUCGAGCUAUGAUAAGAGAAAGUACACAGGAGAGACGGAUUUACCUCAGGAGUCUAUAUUCUAGCUAAGUUUUAAGUAACUAUAGAAAUGCGAACCUCUGUCAAUUCAAAUUUGAAAAUUUGGAAGACUUGAAAAAGAAGAUUGAAAAAACUGCGUUAACAAAUUCGCUACCAGAUACUGGAGUUAUGGAGGGAAUGACUUAAACAGAUAGAAUUUAUAAUUGAUGUGGACAGAGGUUUCCUUCGAGGGCAAGGCUUUAGAGUACACCUCCUAAAGUGGAUGGCUCUCAUGAACUAUUGUAUAUUUCAACCUGACACAUGCUAGACCUUGAGCAAGCAAGCCUGGCCUGCCCAAGGUGGCGGUACCGACUUGCUAGGUCAGCUGAGAACCUUAAGCGCUAGUGCAAUUGAUAAACUGUCUUGAACUGUUUUGCUUGUAAUUUACAAGCAAGAGUAAGAUAUAGAGUGUCGGAAAUAUGUUCUUUUUUAUUAUUUUGGUGAUUGAUACUAAUAUCGUAAUUACAAAUA
Messenger RNA from Linum tenue, 3350 nucleotides. NCBI's taxonomy places the organism in Eukaryota, Viridiplantae, Streptophyta, Magnoliopsida, Malpighiales, Linaceae. The record is from the annotation of a GenBank genome assembly.